Drosophila navojoa is the source of this 1836-nucleotide messenger RNA. RefSeq names its product circadian regulator cryptochrome (gene cry). Gene Ontology annotation, cellular component: cytoplasm; nucleus. Lineage: Eukaryota; Metazoa; Arthropoda; Insecta; Diptera; Drosophilidae. Gene Ontology annotation, molecular function: DNA binding; FAD binding. Gene Ontology annotation, biological process: negative regulation of DNA-templated transcription; entrainment of circadian clock by photoperiod; circadian regulation of gene expression. The record is from RefSeq and is a predicted model, not a curated record.
AAACGCUGUCCACGUCGUCGCAGUUGCUCCAUUCGCAAAUCGAACGUCAACGCGAGCGCAUCUCGUCGACGGAGCAAGCCAACAACUAAUUGGAAAACUGAGAGACGAAAACGAGACUGAACCGCACUCAGAGAUCUGCAGCAUGGCUCGGCGCGGUGCGAAUGUGAUUUGGUUUCGCCAUGGUCUCCGGCUUCACGAUAAUCCAGCGAUGCUGGCCGCGCUGUCCAACAAAGAUCAAGGCGUCGCCCUGAUACCCAUUUUCAUAUUCGAUGGCGAGAGCGCGGGCACAAAAAAUGUUGGAUACAAUCGCAUGCGCUUCUUGCUAGACUCGCUGCAGGACAUCGACAGGCAGUUGCAGGAGGCGACGGAAGGACGCGGCGGUUUGCUCAUUUGCGAGGGCCAGCCAGUGCACAUCUUUCGGCGUCUGCAUGAGCACGUGGGCCUGCACAAGAUCUGCGUGGAGCAGGACUGCGAGCCCAUCUGGAACGAGCGGGACGAAGCAACCAAAAGCCUCUGCCGCGAGCUGGGCAUCGAGUACGUGGAGAAGGUGUCACACACACUAUGGGAUCCACGCACUGUGAUCGACACGAACGGCGGCAUCGCCCCCCUGACCUACCAGAUGUUCCUACACACGGUGCAGAUUAUCGGCCUGCCGCCAAGGCCGGUGCGCGAUCCGCACUUUGGGGGCGUCAAGUUUGUUCAGCUGUCCCCGGAGCUGCGCCAUGACAUUGGCUGCUUUGAGAUGACCCCCACGCCGGAACACUUCAAUGUAUACAGCGACAACAUGGGCUACCUGGCCAAAAUCAACUGGGUCGGUGGCGAGACGCAGGCGCUGCUGCUGCUGGGUGAGCGGCUCAAGGUGGAGCAGCACGCCUUCGAGCGUGGCUACUAUCUGCCCAACCAGGCCAUGCCCAACAUUCUGGAUACGCCCAAGUCGAUGAGCGCCCACUUGCGCUUUGGCUGCCUGUCCGUGCGCAGGUUCUACUGGUGCAUGCACGACCUCUUCAAGAACGUGCAGCUGCGCGCCUGCGUCCGGGGCGUCCAAAUGUCGGGCGGCGCCCACAUUACCGGACAGCUGAUAUGGCGUGAGUAUUUCUACACGAUGUCGGUGAACAAUCCGCAGUACGACCGCAUGGAGGGCAACGAGAUCUGCCUCAGCAUACCCUGGGCGAAGCCCGAUGCCGAACAACUGCAGCGCUGGCGCCUCGGCCAGACGGGCUUCCCGCUGAUCGACAGCGCCAUGCGGCAGCUGCUGGCCGAGGGCUGGCUGCACCACACGCUCCGCAACACGGUGGCCACCUUCCUCACUCGCGGCGGCCUCUGGCAGAACUGGGAGUUCGGCCUGCAGCACUUCCUCAAGUAUCUGCUGGACGCCGAUUGGUCGGUCUGCGCGGGCAACUGGAUGUGGGUAUCCAGCUCGGCAUUCGAGCGACUGCUCGACUCCUCCCUCGUCACCUGCCCUGUGGCGCUGGCCAAGCGCCUCGAUCCCAACGGCCAGUAUAUCAAGCAGUACGUGCCAGAGCUACAGCACGUGCCCAAGGAGUACAUCCACGAGCCUUGGCUAAUGUCAGCUGAGGAGCAGAAGCGCUACGAGUGCUUGAUUGGAGUCCAUUAUCCAGAUCGCAUUAUUGACCUGUCGCUUGCCUCGAAGCGGAAUAUGUUGGCAAUGAAGGCGUUACGCAAUUCCCUAAUAGAGCCGCCGCCCCAUUGCCGGCCCUCUAAUGAGGAGGAGGUGCGUCAAUUCUUUUGGCUGGCCGACUGAGGAGAUCCAAUGCCAAUCAUAUUUUUAUGCCUAUCUGUGUCUAAUUUCCUAUAUCAACAAUAACAAAAUAUAAU